Leopardus geoffroyi (Geoffroy's cat) is the source of this 1095-nucleotide messenger RNA. RefSeq names its product CDKN2A interacting protein N-terminal like (gene XTBD1). Bases 54 to 404 code for a protein of 116 amino acids. The transcript is spliced from 3 exons. Lineage: Eukaryota; Metazoa; Chordata; Mammalia; Carnivora; Felidae. The record is from RefSeq and is a predicted model, not a curated record.
GUGCGAGUCGGGAAGGCGGCGGGCGGGUGCGGCCCUCGGCGGCGGAGGGCGCCAUGGUCGGUGGCGAGGCGGCUGCCGCGGUGGCGGAGCUGGUUUCGGGGGUGCGGCAGGCGGCUGACUUCGCGGAGCAGUUCCGCUCCUACUCGGAGAGCGAGAAGCAAUGGAAGGCUCGCAUGGAAUUCAUCCUGCGCCACUUGCCCGACUACCGCGACCCGCCAGAUGGCGGUGGCCGCCUGGACCAGCUGCUGUCCCUCUCCAUGGUGUGGGCCAACCACCUCUUCCUGGGUUGCAGUUACAACAAAGACCUUUUAGACAAAGUGAUGGAAAUGGCUGAUGGGAUUGAAGUGGAAGACCUGCCACAGUUUACUACCAGAAGUGAAUUAAUGAAAAAGCAUCAAAGCUAAGGCAGAAGAUUCAUCACAUUUUCAACAUCAGCUUAGGAAGGAGGCUGGGAUGAAUGUGACAUUGACCACAGCAGCUCUCUUAAGAUUCCUGGUAUUUCAACCUGUAGGAAAUCAAGAGGCAGUUGGAAUGAUAGAUAGUCUUGUCUAGAUUGGAGUUUUAAAAGGUCUCAUUCUUCCAGUAGCUAUCAUUCUAAAAGUGUGCAUGGAUAUUUGUGGAUUUAUAAAUCAUGCCUUUUUUUAUUCUUACUUUUUGAAUGUCAAACUUUUUGUUAAAAAAUCCCUAUUUUUUUUAUGUUGAUGUAAUAAUUGUAGGUAAUGAAUUUUACAAUUUGGAUUUUUCAACAAUGUAUAUUCAAGUCUGAUUCUGUUUCAUGGUGUUCCCUCCCACCCCACCCCCCCGCCCCCACUGAGGCAGACCAGCCUUUAUUUCCUUAUUUCUUUCUGAAGUUUAUGCCAUCUUUAUGGCCAUUGCUACACACACUUAUCUUUUUUUAAGAGAUGAGUGAGAAUCAAAUCGUAGGCCUCAAGUACCUGCCAACUCAUGGGAAGAGGCAACUUCUGAAAGGGCAUCUGGCCUUUAAAACUGAUACCAGAUGCCACAGCUUGGUCCAGGCAGCCAGUUGGUUUAUAGAUUCUCUAGAAGGUCUCCUAGGCUGCUGAAUAAAACCCACAUUCUCUUUUUCUGGAGGGA